Carassius gibelio (silver crucian carp) is the source of this 4130-nucleotide messenger RNA. It is a transcript of the gene fkbp15b, whose product is annotated as FKBP prolyl isomerase family member 15b. NCBI's taxonomy places the organism in Eukaryota, Metazoa, Chordata, Actinopteri, Cypriniformes, Cyprinidae. The transcript is spliced from 30 exons. Gene Ontology annotation, cellular component: growth cone. The record is from RefSeq and is a predicted model, not a curated record. Gene Ontology annotation, molecular function: peptidyl-prolyl cis-trans isomerase activity. Bases 160 to 3726 code for a protein of 1188 amino acids.
GCCUCAGCUGACACCAGCAGAACCAGGAAGCGUCUGGAGAGAAUUAUUACACGUUAAUAUUCACUCGCCGCAUGCAGGCGAUCAUUACUUCACACCUGGAACAGAAGUACAUCUGGCACCUCAGUUCGCCUCGUGGUUUGAAUAAGAUCAGUCAGAGCCAUGUUCGCAGCAGACGACGAGGACGGAGACUUUCUGUCUCCCGCUGGAGGAGCAAAGUUAGCCUCUCUGUUUGGACUGGACCAGGCAGCAAGCCAGGGGAACGAGUCUUUCCAGUACACAGCUCCCAAACAGCCCCGCAAGAACCCCACCAACCCAGGACCCAUAAACCAAAAGGGUGCACCUCCACCAAACUCUCCUGCUGUUCUCUUUGCUACUGCAGUCCAUGCAUACAGAUAUGUUAACGGACAGUACGUGAAACAAGGCAAGCUUGGAGCUGCAGUGCUUGGAAAUCAUUCAACUAAAGAGUACAAGAUCCUGCUGUAUGUCAGUCAACAGAAGCAGGUGACGGCCGCCAGGAUCCACAGCGGCUUCGUCCUCACCGUCCAGCCCAGUAACUACUGCACGUUUUACGAUGACCAGAGACAGAACUGGUCGCUGAUGUUUGACUCUGAGAAAGCAGCGACAGACUUCUGUAAAGAGGUUUGUCUUGCCAAGGUGAACUGCAGCGGUGCGUUCGACUCGGUCCUGAUCCAGGAUCUCGUUCUCGGUGAGGGUCAGGCUGUGGAGAACGGAGACUCUUUAGAAGUGGCCUACUCUGGCUGGCUACUGCAAAACCACACCAUUGGACAGAUGUUUGAUUCAAAUCUGAAUAAAGACAAGCUGCUGAGGCUGAAGCUCGGGGCUGGGAAGGUCAUUAAGGGCUGGGAGGAGGGCAUGUUAAAUAUGCGGAAAGGUGGAAAGCGACUCAUGGUGAUUCCACCCAGUCUGGCGUAUGGCUCUCAGGGCGUUGCCAACCGCGUCCCACCGGACAGCACGCUAAUCUUUGAAGCCGAGAUUCGUCGGGCUAAGUUUGCAAAGGAUGGAAGCUCAAGAGAUUCGGCGGCUCCGUCUCCUGCUCCCAGCGUGGAGAGUCUGACCCCCUCCGAGCUCAACCAGCCCCUCAGCACUGUCCCACAAGCCAGCAAACCCAGUGAAUUGCCUCUUCGAGCGAAAUCCGACUCCCUCAGUGAACAGCUCGGUAAUCCUGACGCCACUAAAGCUAAACUGAUUUCUCGCAUGGCCAGAAUGGGCCAGCCUCUGCUGCCCUUCAUGACCGGCCCGGCCCCGUCGCCCUCACAGCCUGACUCCAGCGACUCCGAACUCGAGGACCCGAGUGUGUCCAGAAUCAAGGAACACAGCAGUGCACCAUCACCGCAGCCUGUGCACAUCUCCUCAUGCCCGCCACCUUCACUGCAGGCUUCGGCCCUUCUACCGGCUAUUAUGGCAACAGCCAAUCCCCAGCCCAUGAAUCCCGGAGCACUACAUGCCUUUCAGCCUGUAAGUCAGAUGUACCCCACACAGGCUGUGCCUUACCAAGGAACUAGUGAUGUCACAUCCUUCUUGAUGACAGAGGCUCGACAACACAACACUGAAAUCCGAUUGGCUGUUGGGAAAGUAGCAGACAAACUGGACAACUUGUCUUCGAAGAUUGAUGACCUACAAAAGCAAGGCAGCGUUUCGUUGGGCUUAUCGAACGUAUCCAUGGAAACAGCAAUGAUCAUGCACAACAUUCAGAGAAUCAUACAGGAGAAUGAAUGUUUGAAGAAAGAGGUUUUUGAGAAAAGCUCCCGCAUCGAGGAGCAGAACCGUAAGAUCGGCGAGCUCAUCAAUCAGAACCAGAGGUAUGUGGAGCAGAAUAAUCUGAGGAUGGAGCAGAGAAACGACUCUCUAAAGAACAGCAGUGAACAGAAUCAGGCCAGAAUACUGCAGGCAGAGCAAGACAAGCAUGCUCUGCCACAGGAAUUGAGUUGGGAUCAGGCUCGUUUGACGGAGGAGCUGGCGUCGUCCACGGCUCGCGUCUCGGAGCUGCAGCUGGAGUUGAGCUCUCAGCACCAGAAGGCCGCAGUGCUGCAGACCAAACUCAACUCGGCUCUGCAGGACAGUCAGCAGCACAGCACACACGCCACAACACUGGAGGCGCAGAUACUGGAGCUGAAGGAGACGGCAGACAGAGUGCAGGGUCAAUACAAGAUGGAAAAACAGAAACGAAAGGAACUGGAGCACAAACUCAACAACUUGGAGGAAGAGCUACAGGACUUGAAAACCGAGAAAGACAAUCUGGAACGAACUCUCUCUGAGAGGAAGAGGAAGUGGCAGUUGGAGAGACAGCGCUGCGAUGAGGAACUGGAGGAAGUGAGGAGGGUGGGCCAGCAGGAGUUAGACAACCUCAGGAGCCAAUUACGUAAAGCCAGAACAAGCACAGACCAAGCUACAGCUGAACAGCUGUCUCAGCUGCAGGCCGAUCUGGAGCAGGAGUGGCAGGUGAAGUGUGACCAGGCUCUGGCAGCGGCUCGUGAACAGCAGAGGAGAGAGAUGACUGAACUCUCCGAGCACAGAGACACACUGCAGCUCAGACUCACACAGCUGCAGGACAAGUUUAAUACACUCAAGCAGUCCCGUGAGUCAGAGGAACAGCUUUCACUACAGCAGCAGGACCAGAGAGAAGAGCUACAGGCCUUGAGAGAAAAGUGCUCUGCGCUGGAGCAGAGAGCGGCGUUGCUGAAGCAGCAGGGAGAGACGAAGGUUUCUGAGCUGGAGAGGAAGCUGACGGAGCAGCAGACAGACACGGCAGAAGAGGUGAAGCGCGUGAUGAAUGGAGUGUUUCAGUCUCUCAGAGGGGAGUUUGAUCUGAGCGAGACCUACACAGGAAGUGAUGUACUCCGAGUGCUGGUCAGCACUAUCAAGAAUGUCACCCUGCAGCUGCUCACAAGAAAAGAGAGAUCUUCAUCUGAACACAGUGAAAAAGAAGAGGAAGACGAGGAUGAGGAGGAGGAGAGGGAGACUGACGCUCAGCCUAGACGUGAGCUGCAUGUAAACGACUCCGGGGAAAAGGAGGAGGAGCAGAGAGAGAGGGAUUCUGCAGGCCUGGAUGAAGAUGCACCACAGCAAGUGGAGAAGAAAGAUGGUCCACCAGCAGAGGAGAAGAAAGACGAAACAGAGGAACUCGAAAGAGAAGAAGACAGGAGUGAAGAGGAAGUUGUGGAAGAGAAGAGUGAAGAGAAAGUUGUGGAAGAGAAGGAAGUGGAAGUUACAGAACGCAAUGUGCAAGAUCAGGAGAACAGUGAGAGCGGCGUAGAAACUAAACACCAAGAAGAGACUGAAAGAGACGUCACAGCCAAACAGGAAGUGACCACAGAGCCACCUGAGGAGAUUCGUCCCACACAGGAAGUGAAGGUAACUGAUGAGAGUGUUUCAGGGCCUUCAGAUGAAGCAGAAAGCACACACAUGACAUUAGGUGGACCUCCCACGAACCCGCCGCCCCCUCCUCCAGCUCUCCAGGACGAGUCCAGCGAUACGUCUGCACUGCUCUCCAGUCCGUCUGAGAGGGUAGAAGAGGAAAAUGGAGAGGAACCAUUUUUCCAGAGUCCCGCCCCUUCACAGCCCCCAUCCGCACCCGCACACACACCCGCAGCGGCCGAUGAAGAGGAGGAGGAGGAGGAGGAGCUGAGUCUGAAAGGACGCCCCCCUCCCGCCCCUCUGUUCGGUGAUGACAGUGAUGAUGCUGAUGACCUGGACUGGCUGGGCUGAUGGGAACCUCCUCAGUCCAGUGUUAAAAACCAGACCACUGCUGGCAACAACACCAGACAGGAGGAAGUGAUGUUUGUGUGCUGGGACGGUCCCGGGAACAGAGAGUAACCUCCUGUCCAAAACCUUCAAAAGCAUUUGAAUGAAAUCUCUCUGGCAGUAUGGAUCGACUGCUGCUCAUAAACUGAUUUACUGCACGUGCUUUAAAAAAAAGAAAAAUCAUCUUUAAAUCUACAAAUACUGACUCAAAAACGGUUGAUUUUUAUUUUUUUCAAUCUUAAUUUAUGAUAUCCCCAUCUUUAACAGGGUUUUGAUGUGUAAUUCAGCUUGCUGUCUCUGUUAUUAAUAUUUAUACCUUGUACUAACCGCAAUUAGUUGCAUAUUAAUAAAGAAAUGAGACUGUCUGU